Brassica rapa (field mustard) is the source of this 4504-nucleotide messenger RNA. RefSeq lists its product as uncharacterized. NCBI's taxonomy places the organism in Eukaryota, Viridiplantae, Streptophyta, Magnoliopsida, Brassicales, Brassicaceae. The record is from RefSeq and is a predicted model, not a curated record. Gene Ontology annotation, biological process: protein transport.
AAUGUGAAAUUAAUGUAGUAUGAAAUUUCAUUCUCAAUCUCUUUAUUUGACACCUUCAUUUUUUUAUUUAGCCAGAUCUUUAAUAGUUUUUGUUAAUGUGGAAUUUAUAUAUAGUAUAUGAAAUUUUCUCUCAAUCUCUUUAUUACCUUCAUCUUUAGAAAAAGUCGAUAAAGAUAGCCCAUGAACCAUAUCCCAUAUCCAUAAGGCCCAAACCAAACAACUACUAAAAAGUAUUUCUUCAUCGUUGAGACUGAUUUUCGGUUUAUAGUUAACCAACCAUAUGUGUUACAAAAAAAAAAAAAAAAAAAAAAAAAAGUUAACCAACCAUAUAUGAUUUCUUGAAAACCGAAUUGAACUGUUCAAUAGCGUUUCAAAAAUCAGUAACCGAACCUGUGGAACUAAUUGUAACAAAGUGGACAUAAGAUCCGGGAUAACCGGUCGAGUUAAACUGGAAUAGCUUAUAAACCUACCCGGGGUUAUAUGUAAUAAUAGUUAGGACUCCUAGUAGAAGAUCUUGUGGUACCUCAGUAUACAAAAACAAAUUAUAUACCUUCUUCUGAUUUUCUCGCCAGUAAGAUUAGAUAACCUGAGUCUCACAAUGCAUAUGCAAAGAACGUUGUUACACUGCAAGAAGAUGAGUGAACAUGAGGUUUUCAAGAAGUUUGGUCGUAACAUUGGUCGUCUUAAAUUGUCUGCAGUUAGAUUGUAUGCGAAGCAGUUACUCAUAUACCUUAAACAUCCCAAGAACUGUGCUGUUCUUUACUGCGACAUAAAGCCUGGCAACAUGUUUAUGUUUUUUUCUUCCUGAUUGAUUCACUAAUUUCUAACAUCUGGUCGUGACUUGAUUGUCUAGGUGAAUGGUUUGCUGGUUAAAACGAAGUUACACACUUACACCAUAUCUUGUUACUUGUUAGUCGCUUCUAAAGAGCUACAAAAUCGUACACAGUUCUUUUCCCUGGCUCCGCAACAAUGAUAUAUUACGCCUCCAUAUGGAACUGAAAGGUCCCUUCCCUAAAAAGAUGCUUCGCAAGUUCAGCUUUAAGUUUAACACUGGAGAUUAUAUUAUUUCUUCGGUUUCAAAGCAUCAGCGUUUAAGUUUUGUUCUGAUACCUUCUACUAUUUAACAAGGACCAUUUAUAGAUCAGCAAUUUGGUUAGGACUUAAGCUUCAAUGCUACAGAGGGGGACAGUGUUAGUGGAAAGGUAACAAACCAUUCCGUAUAUAAUAUCUACAACUUUUAUGUAAUUUGAAUUAUUAUGAAUCAAGGUUUAGUAAUUGUUUUAUCCUAAAAAAAUGUUUUAUCUGUUCCUUUUUUACAGACAAUAAGAGAAAAAUGAAGGAAAAUAUUUUGGUUCAGUGAUUAAAGGCUAUAUAUGCAGGUGAGGAUAUCAAGGUGUUAGUUGCAUUUCAGAGAUCUUAUGGACAAAAUUUCCAUAAUUGAUCGUGAAAAGAGACUUUCAGUGUCACAUGCAUUAGCUCACACAUUCAUCACGGGCAAGUGAACACAUGCCCUAGAUACAUGUGUGUCUAUAUAUUACACAUUUUAAUUUUGAUUUUAGAAUCUCCUCUGUGGAUUAUUAUCUAUCAUUCUUUUGCUACAUGAUGGCUUUAACUACAAUAGUUUGCUAGGUGGAUUCACAUAAUAUCAUUUUAUCGCUUUGAGGAAACGCUUGGGGUCUGCAGUAGCAUUAGAACUUUGAUUUGCAAAUCUAUAAUUACAAAAAGACUAUAACAUGUUUGGUUUAUGUUAGUGUCUUAGGAUAAUCGAGAUUAGUGGAGUUAGCUUCGUAAUUAAACAGCUCUUUUCCUACCUAACAUAAGAAAAGCCUCUCUUUAUCAUUAUGACACCAUGAUCAUCAUACUUAAUAAAAUGUUCAUGAUGUGGAAAGUUACUUAAAGACGAGUUGAAGAAGUCUACAAAGGUUUUUAAAUUUUCAGUUGUUGUUUAAUUUGAUGUCACACCUAAUAAAGUGGAGAUUAAGGUGUUUUCUAAUGGGCUGUUAGUGCCAAGGGGAAACGUGUCAAUAAUCCCUUUAAACCUGUCGUUCUUAAAUAAAUUACAAUAUGAAGAAUAAGAGCCGUAACAAUGACAGUUCUCUGGUGUCUAUUUCACAGCGUUUGAAAUGAGUGCUCCAAUAGCAGCUUCUUAAGAAAGCUAAAAAGAGAAGAAAAUAAAGAAACCAUGAAAGUUGGAACCAUAGAAAUGUGAUUUACGGAGCAUAAUGUUGACCAAAAUCGAAUUAAGAGACUCUCUUGUCCUAUACGUAUUUUGUGUUGGGAAUUCUUCUUACGAUAGUUCACUGAAACUAAUAUGUCUACGAAGGCACGAACGUUCUCCUCGUUAUGAAUCCACGUUAUACCGUAUAUUAGUGAUUGCAACGGAAAAUCACAUUUGAGAUGUGGAGAACCUGAAUCUUCCAUGCAUUUGGUGUUCAGAUGAGAAAUAUAUUCAAAAUUUUCUAAUAAUGAAGGUAUAUAUAUAUAUGAAAAUUUGUAAUAUUCACAUCAGCUAGACAAAAAGAAUAGAAAAACAAAAAGUAACUUCUCAUGUAUGUUACUCAUGUACAUUUUAAAUUAUUUAUUUAUUUAAUCUAAAAGAUAAUUAAUCCCCGCGUUAAUUAAAAGAUAAUUAACCCUCUCGCACGAUUUUCAGAAGUGUCCUUGUUGUUUUUAUAAUUACGGACCCCAUACUUUUUCUUCAGUUGGUCGUUUUUUUCCUACUCCGUUGCUAAGUCAUCGAACGUCGUAACUCGUAACGCGUCUAUAUUUUCUUACCUUCUUAUAAAACUCCCAUUGAAACCAAGAAUCACUCUAAACCUUUUUCAUCUAUCUCCUCUUCAACUUGUUGAGAACAAAAUGGGGAAGAAGCUAGACGCUUUGCUUGGUCGGACUUUCAAAACCAAGAAGUUCAAGGCUCUUCUCAACUUAGCUCUCACUAGGCUCUCUAUUCUCAAGAACCAACGUCAAGUCAGAUGUUCUCAAGCCACCUCUGAUGUCACCGAGCUUCUUAAGCUUGGGCAACACGAGAACGCUUACCACAGAGUCGACCAAGUCAUUAAAGACCAGAACACACUCGACGUUCUCUUCUUCAUCCAUGGCUACUUCACUCUCUUGCUCGACCGUGUUCACCUCUUCGAACACAACAGAGAUUGCCCUGAUGAGCUUCUGGAAGCUGUUUCGAGCUUGCUCUUUGCAGCUUCUAGAAUCGGAGAGUUUCCUGAGCUUCAAGAGAUCCGUAAUGUUUUGGUUUCGCGUUUUGGCAAAGAUAUUGCAGCUAGGUCCAUUGAGUUGCGGAGUAAUUGUGGGGUUAAUCCCAAAAUAAUUCAGAAGUUGUCGACAAGACAUCCACCGAGAGAAGUUAGAAUGAAGGUUUUGAAGGAGAUUGCAGCAGAAAAUAACAUCGUUUUGAAACUUGAAGAAGCUUCUUCUACGUCCACUGAGGGACAGGGACAGGGACAAUCAGAUGUUUCCAAGGCUAAGUUAACAAGUGAAGUUGGAGAAGAUGAGAUAGGUGAAGGUUAUGGGUUGUCUGAUUUGGUUAAGAGAGGAAAGCAGAAGUACAAAGACGUGGCUGAUGCUGCACAAGCAGCGUUUGAGUCAGCAGCUCAUGCAGCAGUGGCUGCACGAGCAGCUGUAGAGCUUUGUCAGUUUUCGCCUUGUGGACCUGACAAUACGGGUAAUAAUGGUGGGGGGAGUUCAUCUAGUGGUUCUGGAAACAAUAAAACAGAACAAGAAGCUAAUGAUGAUGGUGAUCUUUCAAAAGGUGAAGUGGAUGUGAGAUCAGAAUCUAAGAAGUUUAUAUCGGAUCCAGAAGAUACUAUUGAGGAUGUGAUGUCACUUAGGGAAGACCCUGUGAAGCUGCUGGAGAAGGAUGAUGUUUUAUACGACAGUGAGGAAGAAACCAAGCAAAUUGCUAAGACUAAUACUACUACGGAGGUUAAAGAUGAGGAAAGUCUUAAGGAUUGUUCUGAUAGAGCAGAUGAAGGACAUGUGGAGGAUGUUGAUCUUUCAGAAGGUGAAGUGGAUGUGAGAUCAGAAUCUAAGAAGUCUAUAUCGGAUACAGAUGAUAAUAUUGAGGAUGUGAUGUCAUUUAGAGAAGACCCUGUGAAGUUGUUGGAGAAGGCUUUUGUCGUCUACGACAGUGAGGAAGAAACCAAACAUAAUGCUAAGACUAAUACUACUACUGAGGUUAAAGAUGAGGAAAGUCUUAUGGAUGGUUCUGAUAGAGCGGAUACAGGACAUGUGGACAGCAUGGCUCAUUCGGUUGAAGAGCCUAUUAUACGUAAAGCUAUUUUAAAGGGUCCUAUUUCAGUUAGGACCAGACAGGUUCGUGGAUACUAAGUUUUAUUUCAGGUGCAUCUAUGUUUUAGUGACUGAGUGUGUGUACAAUUUCUUUGUGUGUUCUUUAUGCCUUGGUCAAGGGUUCAAUAAUGUUGAACAAAUGGCAUAUGUUGUCUAAGUUUCUAGAAACAAAUUGACCUGAGAGGGAGAGAAAUUUCAAAGA